Molecule: messenger RNA, 771 nt
Organism: Phalaenopsis equestris
Lineage: Eukaryota; Viridiplantae; Streptophyta; Magnoliopsida; Asparagales; Orchidaceae
Product: pentatricopeptide repeat-containing protein At4g18840-like
Biological process (GO): RNA modification
Molecular function (GO): protein binding; RNA binding
Source: RefSeq, a predicted model, not a curated record
CAAAACCAGAGUUCGAAAAUCGAUUGGGCGGUCGACCAAUAGAACCAGAGUUGUCUGGAUGUAAAAUCUUACUUCAAAAACAGAGAAGGGACAUCACAGAGCUCAUCAUUUUUCAACGAAGCUUUGCCGAGAAGAACACAGGGAAGAGAAUGGCGUCACCUAUUGGUCGGCCAUGGCGAACUCUUCCUUCACUAAUCUCGCCCUCGUAAAUCAACUCCUUGCCUUACUCAAAAAACCUCGAAAGCUCUCUCAAAUCCUCCAAAUCCAUGCCCAAUCCAUCACUAACUCUCUUCUCCCGGAGCCGUUCGUGUCAAGUCGUCUUCUUUUUGCUUUGUCCCAACUCCCUAACCCUUCAUCGUCAAAAUUCACAGCAUCCUAUGCAGAUUUAAUCUUCUUAAAAAUCCGAAGCCCCAAGUCCUUCCUAUGGAACACCAUCAUUAAGAUUCACGCACAGUGCUCAAACCCUUCCAAAUCCUUCCGUUUGUUUAUCCAAAUGCGGCGUAAUGGCGUCCUUAUUGAUGAGUAUACUUACCCUUUCAUUCUCAGCGCAUGCAGUUGGAUGCCUGGGAACGAGGAAGGUGUGGCCAUUCAUGGAGAUUUGCUGAAGAGAGGAAUUGAGGCGGAUUUAUUUGUAAGGAACUGUUUGAUUACUCUCUAUUGCAGGAACAGAGAGAUUUCCCUUGCUCGAAAAGUUUUUGAUGGAUUUGAAGCUAGGGAUUUGGUUUGUUGGAACUCGAUGAUUGCUGGGUAUGCAGGGUGUGGCCAAAUGGU